Serendipita indica DSM 11827 is the source of this 777-nucleotide messenger RNA. The record is from the annotation of a GenBank genome assembly. NCBI's taxonomy places the organism in Eukaryota, Fungi, Basidiomycota, Agaricomycetes, Sebacinales, Serendipitaceae.
AUGCCCCGCUCGCAGGUUGUGCUUAUUGGCGAAGAGUCGAUUGCCAGAGAUUCACCCGAGUAUGCGGCUGGGAUCUCAACACAGAUGCGGCAAUAUCUGCCACGGGUAACUGUCGAACGACAUGCAAAGUAUACACCCCCGAGUAUUCACAGACCUCGGGAAGAUAUGCCCGUACUCUAUCAGCCAGAGGAUCCAACGGUUGGCUUUAAAUCUGGCCAUGCCAUCAAAACCCCCAACAGGACAUUUGUCGUCCUCAACCCAUGGCUGCACCCGUCGGACAUUUUUGUACCGCACGUCAACAAUUAUCGAGCCGCUCGCUACGUGUCUGUGACCAGUCCGACGCAAGCACUCUUGCCAGACGCACCUGAUGCCAACGUCUCUGCGCGUCUCGAACUCGAUGGCCCACAGACGUUGCACCGCGCCGAGCUUCGGGCCGCGAUAGGAGCCAUGCAAUACCGAAGUUGGAACACCGAGGGGUUCAAUAGCAUUGUGAUUGCGACGAAUUCAGACUAUGUGGUGCGAGGUGGGACAGAAUGGGUGUGGAAAUGGGCAAAGAAUGGUUGGACUAACCCCGUCGACGGAUAUCCGGUCGCGAACAGAAGUCUCUGGGAAAAGUUUAUGAAGGAGGUGCGCAAGAUGGAGUCUGUUGGUGUCGAAGUUCGCUUCUGGUACAUUAGUGCCGAGUGGAACGAAGCUGCUGUCGAGUUGGCAAACGCCGGAACUCUACGAAAAGACGUGGACAAUACGUUUCAAAAGGUGGUCGGCAUUCUCGUCUAG